This is a messenger RNA of Electrophorus electricus (electric eel), 5028 nucleotides long. RefSeq names its product ADP-ribosylation factor-like 8Bb (gene arl8bb). Gene Ontology annotation, molecular function: GTPase activity; GTP binding. NCBI's taxonomy places the organism in Eukaryota, Metazoa, Chordata, Actinopteri, Gymnotiformes, Gymnotidae. Gene Ontology annotation, cellular component: lysosomal membrane. The record is from RefSeq and is a predicted model, not a curated record. Gene Ontology annotation, biological process: protein transport; anterograde axonal transport.
GUCCGGUGCGGCACUAAGGCAGGCGAGCAGCUCUUGUGGGGGCGGUUGUGUGUGUUCGGCGACUCUCACCAUGCUGGCGCUCAUCAACAGGCUCCUGGAUUGGUUUCGCUCGCUCUUCUGGAAAGGCGAGAUGGAGCUCACCCUCGUGGGCCUGCAGUAUUCUGGAAAGACCACGUUCGUCAACGUGAUCGCGUCAGGCCAGUUCAGCGAAGAUAUGAUUCCCACUGUGGGCUUCAAUAUGAGGAAGGUCACUAAAGGCAACGUCACAAUAAAGAUUUGGGAUAUAGGAGGACAACCUCGCUUCAGGAGUAUGUGGGAGCGAUACUGCCGAGGGGUCAACGCCAUAGUGUAUAUGGUAGACGCUGCCGACCGGGACAAGAUUGAGCCCUCCAGAAAUGAGCUGCACAAUCUGUUAGACAAACCUCAACUUCAAGGCAUUCCAGUUCUCGUCUUGGGUAACAAAAGAGACCUCAACGAUGCUCUGGAUGAAAAGCAGCUUAUCGAGAAAAUGAACUUGGCAGCCAUUCAAGAUCGAGAAAUCUGUUGCUACUCUGUGUCAUGUAAGGAGAAGGACAAUAUAGAUAUCACACUGCAGUGGCUAAUUCGGCACUCUAAGUCCCGGAGGAGUUGAGAAGACUCCCUCUCCAGACGCUCGUCCCUACCCUGCAGCCGAGAGCCAUGUCGCCCCCACGACCAGACCAGGGCCCGACGUGCAGCUUUAAACUCUCGGCCCGAAACUCUGCUCCACGCCCAAGUCCUGGCCUGAGCCCAGCCCAUCGGGCUGGCUCCUUCCUCAGCCCCGCCUACAGCCGUGCUUUGACCCGAGUCCUGGCCCAGCACACGGCCGCUCAGGUCCCGCCCGGCUGUGCCGUGGACCUCAGUGCCCAGCCCUACACUAAGCUGCCAUCCUGGCCCUCUUCAGGCCACGCCUCCUGGCCUGCCCAGUAAUUAUAGUCUCCGGUUUGUAUGCCUGCUUAGUGACCUUGCAUGCACUCCCCACUGUCCGAUUUCACACAUUCAUGCUCUGUUAUUUUUUCAGGCUCCUCUUCUCGUGCGUCAGCACCUGCUCCUAACGUUGUUUUUGUGUGCCCUGCGAGGGUCAUUUAAGAGCUUUGUUUGUCCUCCCCUUCUUCAAGCCAUUCAGGUCAUGGCACUGCUUUGCGUCCAACAGCGAUUUGACCAGUACGUUCAACCUGCAGUUCAGACCAAAUGGGGCAGCCUGCAUCAGCAUAGAACUGUAAAGCUACUGGGCACCCUUAUUGGCACCAGAUGUACCGAAGGAACACGAGGGGUCACAAUUACAGAAGAACGCAUUCCAGAAUAUUCUCCAUAAUAUGAACGAGUGUAGUCCAACAGUUAGAUCUCAUUGGUGUUGGCAGGCUGAUAUGGUUCUCUUGAGCAGAGUUCGUCAGGCGUUUUUGGUAUGGGAUGGGAUUUUUUUUUUUAUGCACAUGCCACUUGUAUUCCAGUGGCAGGAUUAGUUGAAGCUUUGCUAAAAACAAUGGCUUGAGGCCUCUUUUUAGAUAUCUGCACUUCUGGUCUCUGUCUUACAAUAAGAUUUCAGGAUUACAGUGGGGGUGGCCAUACUGUAAUUUUGAGAGAUUUUGUCAUGUAGACAAGAAUUUGAACUUGCUUUAAGGAAUUCUCAAUUGUUAGCAUUUCUCAAAAUAUAUCAACUUGUGUGUGGAAGGCUGCUGUUUUUUGUUUUUUUGUUUUUUUUUUGCUGUGGAAACGUCCUUUGCUAGAGUUUGUGCUGUUUGUAGGUCAGCGCUGAACAAAUUGAAACCCGGGCCUCGUUAAGGGGUCAGGGAGUCAGAGGUAUCUAAGCUACAUGCCGAUUUAUUUUGGCCUGUUAUUGUUUUAUUCACCUGUAAGAGUGUUCUUCCCUGCGUCUUGUAUAUGCGCACCAUUGAGGAAUGGUCUCCAGAGGGUGCGGCGAAAAUGGAAUCCGGUCACUACACACCUUGCCCUUUUAAACUCCGUAGAGGGGGGAAAAAGCAUUAUAAUGACUGUUUAAAUGCAAGAAUGAACUUUUGAUAUAGUUUAUAGCACAGUAGUAAGCAGUCGUAAUAAACAUAAUCAUCAUCUGUAAAGUGACUGCCUUCACAGUUUUUUCAUUUUUUAAAACCUCUUUAAUCUCUUUGCCAGUGGGCACUACUAAAAACUCACAAACCAACCACUGCCUCAACUCGUGUAAGCUUUAAUUGUUUUAAGGCAGUUUAAUGGGCCAGUGCCUCGCUUGUGAACAUACUCUACGUCACCCAUAUGCACAUUGUUAAUCGGACAUAUAUGCUAUUGUGACCUCUUAACUGCAGCCACUACAUUGUUUGAUGACCCAGGGCAGUGUGGUAAAUUCAGAAUUGAAGUCCUUGAUGGGUUUUUGCCUGGGGCAGUGUGUGUACAGCACAAUGCAAAGACAGAAUCACUGCGUGUUUGCGCAAGGCAGCGGUGCCCACAGGUCCUCUGUUUCCUCACUAGUCCUUUCUGUGCACUACUGUAAAUUACACUUCAUCUUCUUCAUCCCCUCAUCUCCAGACAACCCCGCCAGCCUCUUCCUCAUUUAGUUCAACCCCUUUUUGACGCCAGUCACUCCUCCUCUUCUGACUGACUCCUCCACUUUCACCCACCUACACUUCCUGCUACGCCUUGAGGGGCGGAGUCAGGCCUGCCACGACCAGGGCCUGCCACGCCCUGGUCGUCUCUGGCCUGUUCGCUUGUCCGUUUUGAACUUGAUUGUCAGAAGAAUCUGCCAAAUUAUAACGUCUUCAGUCUCUAGUGCAAUUGCUGCUUGAAUUUAUACUCCAUUAUGAAGCAGAAUGACUUAUUUUAGCCUGUACAGUGCUUUUCUGGACAAAUGCUUGCUCACGCUGUUUACAUGGGGAGGUGGAAUCAUUGUUCCCUGCAGAUAUUUAAGUGCCUUCAGUUUAUUUCUGGAUCCAAACCACAUAGUCCUUGGGUCGCUCUUGCUUGGAAGCCAUGCGCAAUUUGAAACAAAAACACAGAGCAGAGCAGAAAUUUUCAGUGAUGGUGAAUGUAGGAUGGUGCACCGCUCCACGAAAUCUCCCCGCGAUGUCUUCUGUGGUGACUGAUGGCAGGGUUGCAGUUCAGCUAUCUUGGCAGCGCACCGAGCUGUGCACCUCUCUAUCGACCCAGCUCACACAAGGCGGAUUGUUGAUGGCUGACGAGCUGAGUCAGAUGUAAUUAAAUUGGGGAACACUGGAACGUUUCUGCAGGAGAAGUGAUUGCCCCCCUCCCCGCACACUACUCGCAAGCUUGGAGUGCGCAUGACUGAUUGUGGCUCAGACCUGCGAGCUAAGAUGAGGGGCCCAUGUGUGCGUGCAGUGGCCGCGCGUUUGCACGUAAAUGUGGACUUUGUUUAUCUACAUGUUGGUGAGCACGAUUUGCUCACACGUCCUGUGUAGGCUUUGUGAACGCUAAUGUGCCUAAUUUCCUUAAGCAUUGGCUGUGUGUGACUUAUAAGUAAGUUGGUAGUUCCUUGUGUUUUAAGGAGAGCUGCUUAAAUAAAAAUGUUGCCCAUAACUGUUUCUAGGCAGACGAAAAAUCAACUUGAUCAUCAGUCAAAAUGGCCACUUUCUGGACAGCGCUUUACUUGAUCUUGUGUAGAUAGGCUUAAACAUGUUUGUAGCUGAAUGUGAACAGUAUGUACAAUGCAGACUGAAUUUCUUCUUGCUAGCCAGUGUCAUCUACCUGUAGUUCUCGUGUGUCAUUUUACGGUACCCUGCAAAUCUUUCAAACUGUAACUAGGCUCAUGGCACGCACGAACGAAACAUUUAGAGAGGUGUGACCCGAACUUGGAUUAUUUUCAUCCGGAUCGAUCGUUGCUCGAGUCGGUGUUGUGUAACGGGUGAAAUUUACUUUGCGUGAUUGUGCAUUAAAUCACGUUGUCUUAUUUGGCGUAUCGCGUGCUUUUCCACUACGCUUAUGGUAUGAAAAAUGAACUGACACGGCAAGCGAGGUCAAGCUUUUGGUACCAUGACGAUAGCAGCUGUGAACAUCUCCAUCCUGCUAAAGCGUGCUCCACGUGGGCUUGUCAUGUUGGCCCCUAACUCGGUAGCUUUGCUGAUGUCCUAACAGUCGCCGCUCGUCACACCACUUUAGUAGGUUAAUGUUAGAUUGCUGUUGCUGGUGGAAUAAAUGGAAGACUUGCCACCCAGACUGGUAAACUAGUUUCACCAUUAACGUUAACGUCUCCCAUCUCCUGCUAAACUACCUCAGAAUAGAAUAUGGUGGUGGUAGUAGUAGUAGUAAUAGUAAUAAUAAUAAUAAUAAUAAUAAUAAUAUUCUCUUAAUUAGCUAUACGAUGUGUUCUUUGAGUUGUUUAAAACCUUCGUUUUCCCUGAAGAUUCAAGUGUUGACCAAACUACAGUUAAGAUUUUUUUUUUUAUCGUUGAGCUUAUUCUUUCAGUAGACUAAUUUUUAUGAUUUUCUGUUUGCAGAGUCUCUACUUUUAUAGCUAGUCGAUUCACUGAAGUUGAGUAAAUCUCAUUCUCAGAGAUUGACUGACUUUUUUUUUAUUUUUUAUUUUUAUUUUUAUACUUUUCAUCGCAAAGGAAUAUUGUACUUCAUUCUUUGAAAAGGUAAACAAACAAGCUGCUUCUCUCCACCUACCAAAAGGCACAGGUGCAGUUUUUGAUCAGCGAAUUAUUUUACAGUGUUAUCAUAUACAAUCUCAGUAUCAUUGCCUUGCCCUGUCCUGAUUACUUACAUUGCGCUUGCAUUUCCACAACACACAGCACCCGAAUGAAUGAAUAAACCAAUGCAGGGACAGUGUGCACACCUCCGCCUCUCACGUGCGCUCACUCCCUCUCUCCCUACCGGUGUUGUCCAAUCAGUGGUUAUCGUGUAGGGGCCAAGCUGAUCACUCCAAAGGCGCAGGCCCAUCUUCCCAUCUUCACACCCCGCCUCUCAACACUACGCCUGUAAUGACUCUCUUUUGGCAUCGGGAAAAUAGACGUGUCGAUUUGCUGACUUUGUAAAUAAGUAAAGAAACAUUUUUAUUCAUAUGAA